GCAACACAACAAUAUGAGCUGGUUACGAUCGAGCCCGUUGCGGCAAAGCUUUAGCAAAAGCAACAACAGCAACAGUGCAAAUGACCGAGCGCGUUCCGGUGUCGGUGGGGCCGGUGGACUGUCGGUGAUACGGCCGUUCGAUGCAACCGAAUGCGAUCCCAAGGCGUGCUACGACAGUUUCUGCAUCCACUGGCAGCAGGCGUACGAAAUUAUACAGCGAUCGGAGAACUACCGAAGUCAGUCACAUGACGAUGUGCUGGGCGUGGUGACACAUCUGGACCAUAUGGUAACGCUACUGCUGGUGGAAUUGCAUCACUGUAACAAGCUUAGUCUCCCUGGUCAAGCAGCACCGCCAGCACCCUGUUUAGAGCAUCUACUGAGCGAAAACUUACUCGACAAACUCUACGAAUGGGGCAUCAAAACGGGAAGAUACGCAAACGCAGUACGAUUGGAGCAGUUGAAGCUGUACGAGCAAUUAGUCAGUCACUCGCGUCACCAGCUACUCGUGCACGAACCAUUCCUACGCCCGCUGCUGAAGCUGUUGGCCUCGAGCCAGAACGAAAUCUAUCCGCCAGACGUCGAGAAGCGGCUCGUAAUAUUGCUCAAUCAACUGUGCGUGGUGCUGAUGCAGAACGUGCACCUGCUCGAUCUGUUCUUCUUCUCCACCACGCAAACACAGCAAAGCCAUCACACGAGCAACGGUGGGCACACGAACUUCAUCAUCUUCUCACUGCUGAUACCGUACGUCCAUCGGGAAGGUUCGUUAGGUCAUCAGGCACGCGAUGCACUACUGCUCUGCAUGGCGCUGUCACAGAAAAACUCCAACGUUGGUACCUACAUCGCAACGUACUCGUCCAUCUGUCCGGUACUGGUAACCGGACUCGGCGGGUUAUAUUCACGCCUCCCGAACCAGAUCGAAAUCAAAACCGUCGACUGGUAUCGCAUCACAACGGACGAUGUGACGGAGAUGCCCGAGCUGACACUGUUCAUGAACUCGCUCGAGUUUUGCAACGCGGUCGUACAGGUGGCCCAUACGAUGAUCCGCCAGCAGCUGCUCGACUUCCUCUAUCAAGGCUUCCUGGUGCCGGUUCUUGGACCGGCCAUUCUACAGACAUUUAAAGGGCAAGGUCAAUUCCAGACGAACGUUGAGUCGCAGGUAUCGGCAAUGGCGUACUUCGAUCUGAUCGUACGCUCGAUUACCGAACCUGGGUUGAUCCAGCUCGUGAUUCGCUUUCUGCUGGAUGAGGAAAAGUUCGACGGGCAGCGAAUAUUGGACGUGUUGGUUGAACGGCUUAACAGCAACGAUUCGCGGCUUUGCAUGGUGACUCUAUCGCUGUUCGACAGUUUGCUUAGCUUAAACUGUGAGGACAUUAUGCUGGAGCUUAUGUUGAAGUAUUUGCUGCACUGCAAGCACGUACCGAUAUCGCACCGGUACAAAAUCAAUCGGGUCGACCCGUACACGCAAGCGGUCGAAUACUUCCUCAACAUUACGCCGGACAUCAUGAAGAAGGUGAACAGUGUGCUGAACAUCAACAAUGGCGGUAUCGGUGUUACCGCCGCGAGCCAAAACGUGCAGCCAUUGGGUAACAACCGUACCUUUGCCACCACCGGGACGGCAAGCAGCAGCACCAACGGUGGUAAUGGUGCCAACAAUAAUGCCAACCUUAACGUUAGCAAAACGAUCGGUGCCAACUGGAACCAUUACGGGUUGAACACGACGACGGGCGAAACGCUACUCGCGAACUACCAAGCGUACCUGCUCGAUGCGCGCAAUCGCAUCGUUCAAUGCAAGCAUGCCUGUGAUCAGUGGAACAAUGUGUAUCGUUACCAAAAACUAAGUAAAGCCAAUUUUUCACAUCCACCGCUGGGAGCAACAGCAGCCGCAGGUGCAACUUCGCACACCACCAACGGUGGUAGCGGUGGCAGUAGCAACAACAACAGUAUCGUUAAUCCGGAUGAUGUGCGCGCCCUGAAGGUGCAGAUGAUAAAGGAUUUUCUACGGGAGUUUUCGAUCGAUUCCGGUAUCGGGGAUUGCGAUAGUCAGCAGCAGCAGCAACAUCAUCACCAUCCGCCAGUAACCGGAACCAGUUCAACGAGCUCUAGUGCAAUAAUGUUCGGUGGAUCGAUUGCGCCCCCUAACGGUGGCGGUAAACAGCUCGACAGUUUACAAUCGAUCGGUGAUAGUAGUGGGUACGAAAGUUUAAACGUUUUUUCACAAGCAACGAACGAUUUGGUGGUACCGGCGAUGCAACAAGAGCCGGGACCACUGAAGCACCAACAUCAGCGAAUCGAUGCGUGGAAGGUGUCAAGCGUCCGGGAAGAACCGAUCGGUGAUUUAGACUUGUCCGAGGAUCUGUUCGCGCAGGGGACAGUUAGUUUAGGUCCCUUUUUAACGGCGAUCUGGGGCAAACUGCAAACGUUUACAAGCAACUGCUUGUAUGUGAAUCUACACCUCACAGGACUGAUCACGCACUUGACCCUUUUCCCGCUACCCUUGUUACACUCGAUCCUUCUACGUCCGGACAUACCGACCACCUCCGAUACGCCGUCCUUCCAUCAGGUGCUAAAGAUAUUGAAACAACAAAUCGAUGCGGAACUCCCGGAUACGGACGAAUCGCUCGAAAUCGUUGAUUUGGCUCGUUCGUUCCUAGUUGACCGUGAGUUCCGGCUCGUUAAUAUGCGCAAAAAUGCAAUCGAAUCGGCCGCCAGCGGUAAGCUACUGAACGGUGGCGGUUCCUCGAUGACUUCGAGCCUAUCGCAAACGACACCGAUGCAGCUGACGCCAAGCUCAUCGUACGACCCGUUCAAACGGCAGGAUGGCAAACGCAAGAGCAUCAGCAACUCAUUUUCCAACAUCUUUCGGCGGCCUGGUUCUGUGGCUUCAUCGGGUUUAGCACAGAUAGUUGAAUUUUUUACCGGAUCGAGCAGUAAUGGGUUGAAUCAUUCACCGAACGGUAGACAGCCGCCUUCGUAUACAACCGCAUCGUUGCACGGUGCCAACAGUUCGAGCCAACCCUCACCGGUAACACCACCCAGCGGGCUUCUGAUGGGUGGCUCGAGACGCGAAUCGCGCGAAGCAGAAACACAGUUCAUGUCGAUCGACACGACACCUUCUGCGAGUCAUCCAUCCACCGGGUUGGUGGGACAGACUACCGGUACCGAUCUCCAUCUUGGCCAUUCAAACAGUCUAGAGCACGGCCUGGCAGCUAACUACAGCGUUGGUAAUGAGCGACAGCUCAACCUAGCUAUCGGUGCCGUACUGUUGGACGAGUGGUGCCGUGAACUUUCCGCCGUAACGCAGGAACAGUGCAUCAUGAUGCUGUCGGAACAGGUGCAGCAGCCGGUGGCCGCAAGGACGGCUAGCUAG
Molecule: messenger RNA, 3367 nt
Organism: Anopheles maculipalpis
Lineage: Eukaryota; Metazoa; Arthropoda; Insecta; Diptera; Culicidae
Product: FHIP family protein AGAP011705
Exons: 10
Coding region: 14-3367 (1117 amino acids)
Source: RefSeq, a predicted model, not a curated record